AGUAUAUCGGUAUAUAAGCCGGGAGGGGCGUCGAGGUUGGUAUCAGUUGUGUUUGGGGAUCCUCACCAUCAACACAUCCAACAGAAUGAAGUGCCUGAUCGUUGUCGCGGUGGCGCUGGCCGUGGCCUCGGCGUCCGAGGUCGCCCCCAAGGAGAAGCGCGGGCUCUCCUCUCUGGGCCUGGACGGUAUCGGCUACGGCCACGGCUACGGCUACAGCCAGGGGCACGGCUCCGACUACGAGCUCAGUGGUCACGACCUGCAUGACCUCCACGACGACCACCACCAUCACGUCAAAACCCACGUCAUUACCAAGCCCGUCGCCUACUCCAUCCCCAAGCCUGUGCCCGUGACCAUCACCAAGCACGUGCCCUACGCCGUCAAGGUCGCCGUCCCAUACCCCGUCGACCGUCCUUACGAAGUUGCCGUUCCGAAGCCCUACGCCGUUGAGGUCAAGCGCCCUGUCGCCGUCCCCGUCGAGACCCCCUACCCCGUCGAGGUUAAGGUGCCCGUCAAGUAUGCCGUACCCGCACCCUACCCCGUCGCCAUCAAGAAGCCCUACGCCGUACCCGUUGAGGUCCUCAAGCCCUACAAGGUGCCCGUCAAGGUGCCCGUCUACGUCAAGGACCACCACGACGAGCACUACAGCCACGGUCUGGAGGACUCCAGCCUCAGCCUGGGUCUGAGCCACGGUCUCGGCCACGGAAUCAGCCACGAGCUCGGCCACGGCCUCAGCCACGGCCACGACCUGAGCCACGGCCUCGGAUACGAGACCAAGUACGGCGGCAGCCACAGCUACGCCUACUUCCAGCAGGGUCACGGCGGCAGCUACGGCCACGACUACGGUCACGACUACCACCACUAGGGUACGGCCACCGCGCCAAAUCUCGCACCUCAUUUGUAUAGUAUCUCACCCUUGCCAUACAUCACCUCAAACUGUGAUCAAUUUAUAGUCCUUAUAUCGUCAAAUAAAAUGUGUUGAAUUGUGUUAAUACUU
Frankliniella occidentalis (western flower thrips) is the source of this 994-nucleotide messenger RNA. RefSeq names its product annexin B11-like. Bases 86 to 862 code for a protein of 258 amino acids. Lineage: Eukaryota; Metazoa; Arthropoda; Insecta; Thysanoptera; Thripidae. The record is from RefSeq and is a predicted model, not a curated record. The transcript has 2 exons.